Messenger RNA from Onychostoma macrolepis, 3248 nucleotides. RefSeq names its product branched chain amino-acid transaminase 2, mitochondrial (gene bcat2). NCBI's taxonomy places the organism in Eukaryota, Metazoa, Chordata, Actinopteri, Cypriniformes, Cyprinidae. Gene Ontology annotation, molecular function: branched-chain-amino-acid:2-oxoglutarate transaminase activity. The record is from RefSeq and is a predicted model, not a curated record. Gene Ontology annotation, biological process: L-leucine biosynthetic process; L-valine biosynthetic process. Gene Ontology annotation, cellular component: mitochondrion. Bases 869 to 2032 code for a protein of 387 amino acids. The transcript has 11 exons.
UUAUUAUUUUUUUAAUGUUACCAGCAGUUUCCUAAGCAAUUACUAUUAAUAAUUCUAAAAUGAUCAGUAGGAUUUACAGUUUUACUUGUAACUAUUUAUUAGACACAGAUGCUAGUAUUCAUUCCAGUAAUAGUGAUCAAUGUCUUUUCAGUAUUUCUUUGCUAAUUAGUCACUAUCCAACAAGUAACUAUUCCACUUUUACUGGUUGCAGUUUGCAAAUGUAAUCAAUUGGUGUCUGUAUUAACUACCUAGGCCUACUUGUUAUGACUAGAAUGUAGACACUUGUUGCUGCUAUUCCUGUUUUACUAGUACUUAUAUUUUAGUUACAUGUAACUAAAUGUUUAGUCUUACUAGAUUUUAAUAUUGAAAUGUAAUUCUAAAUGUUGGAACAACAAAAUUCUGACCAGUCAUUACAUAAAAGUAAACAUCCAUUGUAAAUAGUGAGAUAAAAAAAAAUAUCUUACAAUUGAGUUACAUAGUAGAGUCCUAAUACUAGUAAAAAAAACGAUUCUAGUACCUAUUGGGUUAUUUAUUAAUAAUUAAAAUAAUACUAGUUGCAGUAAGAUAUGUUAGUUAUUUUUUCAGGAACUAAUGGUAAACCAUGCCAUAAAAUGCUUUUGCUUGCCAAAUUAUGCACAGAGUUUGUCGAGGUCACCCGACAGAGCUAUCGUGUAGCCCUGCUACAUUAUUUAUUAUGUAAACGAAUAAAAAACGAUAAGAAAACAGUAAUACAAGUAGGAUUAGUGUGCGUCUUACAGUAAAAUAGGCAAACACACAUUUGCUUUCUUUGCUUUGCUUGUUCACCGAGGGUUUUUUUAGCUAUUAAAAGCACUGUUACUGUGUGAGCCAGCUGUCUCCUUGUGCACAAAUGCAGGCCCUGAAUGGACGCUUUCUUCAGCCUCUCUCCCUGUCAUGUGGGUCGUUACGGUUCGUCAGCUCCUCCUUCAAGGCUGCAGAUCUUACCAUCGAGAGGAACCCUGUACUGAAGCCAAGGCCAGACCCUUCAACACUUGUGUUCGGCAAGCAGUUUUCAGACCACAUGCUGACAGUCAGCUGGUCUGAAGCAGGAGGAUGGGAGACACCUCAGAUUAAGCCCUUCCAGAAUCUGUCCCUUCACCCUGCUUCCUCAGCCCUGCAUUACUCCAUAGAGCUAUUUGAGGGCAUGAAGGCUUUCCGGGGAGUAGAUAACUGCAUCCGUCUCUUCAGGCCUAUGCUGAAUAUGGAGCGCAUGUACCGGAGCGCCGAGAGGAGCUGCCUGCCUUUGUUUGAUAAGGGCGAACUGAUAAAGUGUAUCAGUAAGCUGAUUGAGAUCGACCAAGAAUGGGUUCCUUACUCCACAGACGCCAGCCUGUACAUCAGACCAACGUUUAUAGGAACUGAACCUUCUCUAGGUGUGUCUCGAACAGGUCACGCUUUGCUCUUUGUCAUUAUUGGGCCUGUUGGACCUUAUUUUUCAACUGGAAGCUUUAGUCCGGUGUCAUUGCUGGCAGAUCCUCGAUAUGUCCGGGCCUGGAGGGGCGGCGUUGGAGAAUACAAGAUGGGAGGUAACUACGGGCCGACAAUUGCUGUUCAGAGUGAGGCAGUCAAGCAGAAAUGCCAGCAGGUCCUUUGGCUGUAUGGAGAGAAUGAGGAGAUCACUGAGGUUGGAACCAUGAAUCUCUUCAUCUACUGGACCACAGAGAAAGGAGAGAAAGAGCUGGUCACCCCUCCACUGGAUGGUGUCAUUCUCCCAGGAGUCACCAGGCAGUCGCUGCUGGACCUUGCCAGAGAAUGGGGGGACUUCAAAGUGACAGAGCGCAGAGUUUUAAUGAAGGAGCUGAUAGACGCUUUAGAUGACGGACGGAUUCUGGAGGUGUUCGGUUCGGGCACUGCAUGCGUGGUGUGUCCAGUUGGCAGUCUGCUCUACAGAGGACAGACCUACCAAAUUCCCACAAUGAAGAACGGUCCGGACCUUGCUAAGAGAUUCCAUAAGGAGCUCACUGAUAUCCAGUAUGGACACACUCAGCGGGACUGGGCGCCGGUGAUCGUCUAACCGAUCUGACGCAGGUUUCAUGUCUAAAACCUCUCAUCUCAAGUGUUUGUGUGUGGACUAAAUAGACAGGGGUGUUAUUCUACAGUAACAACCUUUCUAAAACCACCUAUUAAAUAUAUGCAGUCUUUUCAAAUGCCCUUACUUGCUUGCUUGGAUAGCCAUACGGCACAAUUUGUAGCACUAGAGAUCGUCCUUAAACCUAAGCACAAGCGUCAUAACAAGCCAUAUAUAAGCAACUAUAGGCAACAAGCGAAUAUGUUCUCCUUGCAAUAGUUACUGAUCCAAUCUGUAAACUUUUUCUGUCUCCUAAAAUGUUAUUUUCCUACAACUUUUAUCUGUAUUAAUAUUUCAACUAUAUUUUGCGGGAAUGGUGCUAAGAAAUCAGGCAGUUGAGAAGAAUCAGACUUCAGCACGUGAUUACUUUAAUGUAAAGGUUCAUUCACUGAGCUGCUCGUUUGUUUGUGUAACAGAAGAACAGACAUCAUGAUUUUCUUUCUUACUAGCAAGAGGACAGACAGCUAUUUAUUUCGCAUCAAUUUAAACAGUUCUGUUUCUUUCAAAAGACACUAAAUUGGUCUUUUUAAGUCCAAAUUUGUAAAGAAAGUGUAAAUGAUUGUAUAUGUCUGUUUAGAGAAGGACAAAGACAAUGUGUUCUCGCCAGAUUUAGAUGAAUUAAAACCAUGAGCUGAAUUUAUGCGCGCACAAAGGGCUUCAGGACUGCCCAGACAUAGCAGCUCUAGAGACCACUAGAAAAGUCUUGAUGUGAUAAUCGUAGGUGAUCAUUACUAGGCUCUGUGUGUGUUGUCUAUAUGAUAUCCAGAACAACAAUGUGACCUGUAUGUACAUGUGUUUGUGAAAUAUAUAAUGUUCACUGAACAUGUAGAAUGUAUCGGUUUUAACUUAUUUCUGGUGUUGUUUCAGUGGUUAGAAUACCUAUCGGCUAAUUGUGAAACCCCCCUUUUUUUUUCCGUUAAACUUGUAUUUUAAUCCAUGCACUCCACUUCUCCUCUGUCUAAGUGCCUGAUGGAGUUGGCUGUUACUUUCUCUUUGUUGGCUGUAUCUUUCACAUUUGUCAUUACUGUGCUGAGGGGGCUGCUGCUGCACUCAUGAUGGGUUUGUUUUGUUUGAAGGUUUUUUUCGCAGUAGAUGUCUUUACUUUUUCUGUUACUGUAUUUUUACAAAUAAAUUCAAUUUGCAUCCAAAAACGUAAUAUGCU